Molecule: messenger RNA, 2671 nt
Organism: Gigantopelta aegis
Lineage: Eukaryota; Metazoa; Mollusca; Gastropoda; Neomphalida; Peltospiridae
Product: BRCA1-associated ATM activator 1-like
Exons: 11
Coding region: 1-2508 (835 amino acids)
Biological process (GO): DNA damage response; positive regulation of protein phosphorylation; cell population proliferation
Cellular component (GO): nucleus
Source: RefSeq, a predicted model, not a curated record
AUGAAGAGAAUUAGAGUUACCUCUCUUGAAUCGGCUAUUUUUUAUUUUUUGUUUGUGAACAGAGGCAAAAUGAGCUUUAUAAGUAAAUUAUCGGAAGUGCUGAAAUUGUUUCUUCAUUUGAAGAAUCCAAUUUCCGACGACACUAGCUUGCAAAGAUUGUUAGAUUUAAUACACGAUUCAUUUACAGAGAAGCCUGAUGACACCGGUGGGGUUCUGGUUGAGUUUCUGCAGUCGAUGGUGGAUGAUGUUAAAUCUGUGGAAUCAAGCAUCGUGACUUUUGCCCUCUCUGUGUGUGGCAUUGUGGGUAGAGAUACUAGUUUCUACACCACACAUCAUAGUCUUAUAGGCCAGCUAUAUCAGAGUGUCAAGAAGCAAGGACUGACGGCUGAUCCGUCCAUUGGUACAGCUUAUUUUAAAAGUCUGACUUUAGUCUGCCAGAACGUGAAGUGGGUUACGUUUGAAGAUUUUAUUCAAGAAAUUGUCCAGGAGGCAUACAUCACACUCAAAGGCAAGGGCAGCCUUUUUCAUCAGAGUGCAGCCCGGCAGUUUCUGGUUACUACUAUCACAAACAAAUCUACAGAAAAUCACACCAUGGCUGAACCAAACAUCUUUUUGGAAAAACUGAUGCAAACACUUGUGGAUGAUUUGAUGAAAUCUUUACUGGAAUGUACAACAAAUAAAGUAACCACACUGGACACGACACCGGGCAGUAUUCUAGAGUUGUGGGUUGAUGUACUGAAGACUUGUCCCGAGUCUUCACUUGCCUUGAUGGACGAUGUACAGAACGUGGUGGAGCUGUCACUGAAGAUUUGUCUUGACGGACCUAAACACUUACAAAGCACAGCGGAAAAUCUGUUAAUUAAUCUUCUCAACUGCUGUCCACCAGAGGACAGAGAUGUGAUAAUGUCUUCAGCGGUUGUUCCAUUGUUAGAGUAUGAAUCGCUACAAAGUGACUUCCUAGCAAAACACAGAGCAGCAACAAAUAUGCAGAAAAGCCUUCAGCUGCAUGGUGAGUCUUUGUCAAAGCUUAAAGCCGUCAGCCUUCUGCCUCUCCAGUUCCUCUUUGAUGCCAGUCAUCUCAACAAAUACCAGCUGGAAACAGUGGGAGAAAUCGUCAGCCAAAAAUCAACUUUCCUUAAACUGCUUUCACAAACUCUAGAUGUCACAGCCCUAGACCCAGGAAAUCAUGAAUUAGUGAUUGACCUGUUGGCUUGCACGGAUGUGGACAGUAACAUGAAGGUACUGAAAUGUCCACAGGCUAUACAUUUGAUUGGAAACACCAAGCUGCAGAUAAAACUCAUGUCCACCAUUGCUCAACUUGCAGACACUGAUAUGUUACAACAAACAUGUUUAUCUCGAGCCAUCGACAUCACUUUGAAUAUAAUCAGCCAACCCCAAGUUGAUCCAAAGAUAUAUCAAGUGGGUCAGACAUGUUUGCUGUCCAAAUUGUCCUGUAUAUCGAGACAUGAUAGUGGAAAUCUGACUCAGUGUUUUCCAAGAUUGACCGUCUUGUUAGAAAAACGACUGGUCGAUACUCGCUGGGAAGUUCGAGACACAGCCAUAGAUGGGAUCAAACAAAUUAUAACACGUUUUAAAGAUAACAACACAGUUUUACACCAAGUCUCUACCUCUAGAAUAGUCGAGUCAGCGUGGAGAUGUCAUGUAGACACCGACAGCUACGUUAGAGCUUCUGCUUUCUCUCUGAUCGGUGCCAUAGCAAAAUAUCCACAAAUUUGGAAUCCGUUUGUCACAGGAACAGAUUGUCAAGAGGACAGUUUGGUGAACAUAGCUCUCGAUAUUCUAAACACCGAUUCUGAGGCUUUUGCUAGAAGGGCAACGGUCGACUUCCUUCACUCCAUCUACUAUCACCAUAAGAGUUGUCUCACAGACACGACAGUGAGAACUCUGAUCACAGGUGUGUGUCUGGCUGUCGCCGACUUUGACUGGGAGGUCAAGUGUAAAGUGCUGCACUUCAUCAAGAUGGUUUCUGACAACAUUCACCGACCAUCAUCCUAUGACAGAGUACCAGAAUAUGCAGCUGAACUGAGAACAGAUAUGAGGGACGAAAGACAGGCAGACGGCAGUGAAAAGAACACUUUGUUGGAACAGCUGAUGUUUUUAGCAGAACUAGGCUGUCUUGACGCUUUGUGCGAUGGAUUUCACGAUUUUGAUCAGACUGUGCAGCAAGAAGCUUACACAAUUUUGCACAAUAUAAAGACAUGUAUCUCUGAAUCAGGGUUUUCUGUGUUAGAUGAUGAUGAUAAAAUGGCUUCCAAGACUUCGUUAGUCAAAGAAAACGGUGUUGGUUCUGAAAAGGAGGAAUCGUCUUCCAAGGAAGCACUUUCAAAAUUUAUGCGAUUCCUGCGUGGGGUUGAUUUUGAAGCCAAGUCACGAGAACUGUUGAGCAGUGUUGAUGAAUACGUCAGGAAUCCAGUUUCUCUUCUUGAUGACAUUCUCAGUGCCGACUUUGUGUCAGAUUCAGAAGAAAACACGGUCGACUGUUACUGACAUGUAAUAGUACUAUUGAUCCUAAUACAUACAUCAUAAUACAGUCAAACUUGCUCCAGUGGUCCAUUGUUAACAGCCUCUGGCCAUAAGCAAAUAUUAUCUCCCAAUAAUUUCAUUACCUUUGACACGUACAGGCAUUAAAAAAAUAAAAACUUCUACCAAG